GCCACAUANAGCUAACAUGGAUAGCCUUGAAGUAUGCACUUUAUAAGAAGAUGACGCAGGCCGCCAUCCUUAUCCAGAGUAAGUUCCGCAGCUACCACGAGCAGAAGAAGUUCCAGCAGAGUCGGCGAGCUGCCCUGCUGAUCCAGCAGUGUUACCGCAGCUACAGGGAGUUUGGUCGGCUGAAGCCUCGUCGCCAUGGCACCACCACCAUGGUGCAGCACAAGCUCAGAAGCAGUCUGUUAACCAAGAAGCAGGACCAGGCUGCCCGCAAGAUCAUGAGGUUCCUUCGCCGUUGCCGCCACAGCCCCUUGAUGGACCAUAGGCUGUUCAAGCGGAGCGAAAGAAUUGAGAAAGGCCAGGGAACAUGAAAGUGUCCAGAGGAGUCCCUUGAAGAUGUGACAUCACUCUCCAGACUCUUUUUUUCUGUUUGUACCAAACAUUUUACAAGUGGACAAAAAAAAAUUCAAAAAUACAGUGAAAGCACUGCAAUUAUUACUACUACAGCAGGCGUCCUACAGUGGAUUCUACUCCUGCUACUACACACGCUACAGCCGUCUCUUUCUUUUUUGUAUUCAGUUUUUCCGUUUGUCUUUCUGUAAGGGGGAAGCUGCGAGUCCUGAAGGAUUAAAAACUACAGGGGCAAACGGAGGGAGGACAUUCGCUUUGUGGCAUUUUUUGCACUUUUUCAUGGAUUGAUUUUUCAUUUUGGCAUGAGGGUGGGGGGAACGGAACAAAAACAACGGGACAAGACUGUCAUCUUUGUCCUUCAGCGGAUAACGAAACGGAAAUUCAAAAUGGAAACGCGUCAUACACAUGUGGGGACCUUCUUUUAAAUAUCUCAUUAUUUAUUUUUUUAAAAAAGAGACUAACCCAUUUGGAGACAAAAAAAACACAUGAACCAAAAAUUGUUGAUAACACGUUGACCCUUUUGCACGCAAACUCCUAUUCACAGCCUGAUAAAUCCAUUAUGGUCAGAAAUGCUUUUUUUCCUCCGUCAUUUAUUUUGCUCUGUCUGCCUUGUCAACCAAUCAAAUGUGAUGGAACCACACAUGAAUGUAAGAAAGGUGUGGCCAGAAAAUUAGCAGAGUUAAAGCAUAUCCUUUAUUUUGUUAUCUUAGUUGAGGGCUAAUGUAUGUUAGUGGUGGAAUCAAAUCCAAGGAACAAGUUUGUCUGUUUUUGCUUUCGAUUUUGUGUUGUUUUUUUUCAGUUUGCUUGUCUCCUGCAAGUCCUGUGGCUGUUUUAUUUAAAAAAUGAAACGAAAUGCAUGCAUCCUGGCAAAAGAAAUGCCUACUUAGAUAAUUCCCUGGCUUCAUGCUUGAAUUCUGAACAAAAAAAAUGUACCAUUUUAUUUAUAUAUGUUAUUUAUUUAUGUAUUUAUUUUUCCUCCACCCACUGUGGUGAUGAUGUCAGCAGUGUACCCAGCACUUCCCCCAACCCCAACUCAUUUCCUCUGUUUAAUGUAACAUGUCACCCACUGCUUCAUUCACUUUUAGUUGUUUUUUAAUUAUUUAUUAUGCCUUUCGUCCUCAUUACAUUUUGACUCCGUUACAGUUGUGAAGGUUAUUGUGUUGUUCUGUUUUAAACGAACUUCAGAAGCUGUAAAAGGCUUUUGAGGUGAAGAUCACAUACAUUGCCUUGACUUCUUAGGGAUCCUUUGAAGUCCCUUUACUGGGGGUAGAAAAAUCCGUAUUUUUGACUAUUGAGCAGUUUCUGUAUAUAAUGAAGGUUGAAGGUACAUGGAGAAAAAAAAAAAUGUUUAUCUGAAGGGGAUUGUAUUUAAAAAAAAUAUAUAUUAUUUUAUUCAUAAAAGGUGACAAUAACACGGUAAGGGACAAAAACAUAAUAUUUGUAUAGUUUUGUUUGAAUGCUCAAGAAGUAUGGUUGUAUGGUUGUAUUGUUUGUAUAUAGUGUACAUAUGGGAUAAAACGAGCUAUGUGCAUGAAAAUUUAAGACAUGAACAGACAAACAAAAAAAAAGAUAAAAAGCAUUAGUGGCUAUGGUCUGUAAAAUGAUUCAAACUAUUUCACUAUAAGAGUAUUUUAUUUUAUUUUAAAUGUUCUUAAAAAGAACAUUUUGCUAAAGCAUGACCUUACUGCAAAAGUUUAAAAAAGUAUUUAGAGUUAGGGAAAAGGCAAAAUUAACUUAAGACAAAAAAAAAGAGGUUAUGUUUUUUUUUUUUUCCUUUUUUCCUUUUUUGUUCUGGGCUACCAAGAAUUUUAUC
Molecule: messenger RNA, 2221 nt
Organism: Paramormyrops kingsleyae
Lineage: Eukaryota; Metazoa; Chordata; Actinopteri; Osteoglossiformes; Mormyridae
Source: RefSeq, a predicted model, not a curated record